GCAGGAAGCAGGGGGCCCCGGGGACCCCGUCGGCGGGCAGUGCCGGGGCGGCUCUGUGGCAGCAAGGGGCUGGCCGAGGGGCGGCCGAGGGGAGGGCAGAGCCGCCGUGCCGAGCCCAGCCGUGCCGAGCCGCGCAGAGCCAGGAGAGACGGAGCCGCGACGGGACGCGCCAUGCACUCCUGAGCUGGGCCGUGCCCGCCGAGCCGAGCCGUGCCGAGCUGCCCGCCCAGCAUGGCCCCCUGGCUCUGGCCGUGCCUGCUGGCCGCCCAGGCCCUGGCUGCCAACUUCCCCCCCAGGUACAGCCUCUACACCGGGGGGGGCGCGCCCCACGGCUCCGUCCAGGCCACGGCCCUGCAGGGCCCAGCUGCGACCCACGGCGGUGCCCGGGCCGCCAGCCGGCACAGGAACUGGUGUGCCUACGUGGUGACGCGCAGCGUGAGCUGCGUGGUGGAGGAUGGCGUCGAGAGCUUCGUGAAGCCGGACUACCAGCCCUGUGGCUGGGGGCAGCUCCAGUGCCCCCGCGUCCUGGCGUACCGCAGCUUCCUGCGGCCCCGCUACAAGGUGUCCCAGAGGACAGUGUCGGAGCUGGCCUGGCGCUGCUGCCAGGGCUACUCGGGCGAGGACUGCACUGAGGGGCCGGGGCCGGCAUCCCUGCUGCCCACCAGUCGUCCCCGACCCCGGCCCAGCCGCCCCACGCUUUCUGGCUUCGGCAACCCCCUCAGUGGCCUGGGGGGCGAAGGUGGUGUGGAUGCGGAGAAGGUGCGGCAGCUGGAGGAGCAGGUGCGGCAGCUGAGUGAGCAGGUGGAGGAACUGCGGGCCAGGCAGGAGCUGCCGCCGGAGCAGCCACACCGGGCAGCAGGCGGCAGUCCCGAGGGCGAGCAGCCGGCCGAUGCAGCCGCCCCAGCUGAAGUGCGGGAGGCCCUGAGCCAUGUCCAGCGGCGGCUGGAGGAGCUGGAGAGCCGCCUGCAUCGCCAGGAGAGCGGCCGGGAGGGUCCAGUGUCGGUGGCAUCAGGGGACCCGGGGGCAGCCACGGCACUGCGUGAGCUGGAGCAACGGCUGCAGGAGACCUGCGCUGCCUGCACAGCCGGCACUGAGGGGCUGCGGCGGCAGGCAGCGGAGGACCGGGAGCGCAUGCGGGCGCUGGAGAAGCUGGUGGGCUCAGUGGACCAGCGCAACCGGGAGGCGGUGGAGACGGUGCAGCGGCACAUCAGCAGCCUGAGCAGCCGCCUGGCACCCGCUGCCGCCCCACCAGACGAUCUGCACCGGCGCCUGGCCGAGCUGGAGCGGCGCCUGGAGGGGCUGCCCUCGGCCGUGAUGGGGCCUGGCGGGCAGGGACCAGUGCUGGCCCGGCGGCUGGCAGAACUGGAGGGGCGACUGAAUGCCUCGUGGGCUGGCCCAUGGCCCCCUGAGCUGGACAGGUGGCAGAGCGGGCUGCCGGCACGCCUGGCCAACCUGAGCCGGGUGGUAGAAGGGCUGGUGGCGAGCGGGGCACAGCACGGUGCCCGCCUGGCUGAGCUGGAGGGGCUGCUGGCCCGCUGCGGCUGGCCCUGCCCGGCACCCCCAGAGCUGACGGCGGGUGGCCAGGAUGGGCAGCUCGGCCUCCUCCUCCAACAGCUGGAGCAGCGGCUGCAGGACACUGAGGGGCAGCUCCAGGCCCUGGGGGCCAGCAGGGAUGGGCUGGGUGGGACUCUGCAGGGGCUGCGGGCAGAGCAGGGGGGGGCCCUGGCAGAGGAGCUGGCAGAGCUCCGCAACCGGUCGGGGCUGCUGGAGGCCAAGCUGGGGGGGCCAAGCCCCUGCCCCCCACCCUGCUCCCCACUGCCACCCCAUGAGCUGGAGCAGCUGCGGGCCGAGGUGGACGCCUGUGCCGCUGCCUGCCGCCUGCCCGAGCCUGGCCCCACCGUGCCGGAGGCGGAAGCGGAGGUGCCACUGGAGGGGUUCAGUGUCUUCGGGGGCACCUCACCCUCGGAGCUGCGAGCGCUGCGGGGUGAGCUGGUGGCAGCACUGCUUUCCCUCGGUGGGAUCAACACCACAGUGCAGGAGCUGCAGGAUUCUCUGGACCAGCAGGAUGCCCGGCAGCGUGAGCUGGAUGCCAUCAUUGACCGCAUCGUGGCUGAGCUGGACCAGGCAGCGGCGGCAGCAGCAGCACGGCAGGCUGAGAGCGAGGAACGGCUGGAAGGGCUGGUGCGGGAGCUGGUGCGGACCAGGGGCUGCCCAGCCGGCCUGGAACCACGGCUGGCCAAGCUGGAGGGAGUCUGCGAGCAGCUGGAGGCUGUGGCGGGCGGGCUGCGGGGCGUCCGUGAGGGUCUGGGCCGGCACGUAGCAGGGCUAUGGGGUGCAGUGCGGGAGCUGAAUGGCACGGCCCGUGCCCAGGACGUGCUGCUGGAGAAGGCGCUGCAGGCCCAGCUCCCACGUCGGCUCAGUGCCCUCAACGCCAGCCUGCAGCACCUGCGCGGGGAGCUGCUCCACCUGAGCCAGAGGGACCUCGCUGGCCCCCCUGGACCCCCUGGACCCAUUGGCCCCAUGGGUGAGAUCGGCCCCCCCGGCCCCCCCGGGCCCCCUGGCAAAGAUGGCGAACAAGGCCCCCUGGGCCCCCCCGGGCUGCCAGGAGAGAGAGGCACAGUAGGGGAGCCGGGCUCUGUGCCCCACAUCGCCUUCUCGGCCACCCUGAGCACCCAGCGCACGGAGCCAGGUACCGUCCCCUUCGACCAGGUCCUGCUCAACGACGGCGGUGCCUAUGACCCCGAGACGGGCACCUUCACGGCACCAGUGAGUGGGCGAUACCUGGUGAGCGCAGUGCUGACAGGGCACAAAGGGGAGAAGCUGGAGGCUGUGCUGUCGCGCUCCAACCAGGGCAUCGCCCGCCUGGACUCGGCCGGGUUCCAGCCCGAGGGGCUGGAGAAGGAGCCGGUGGCCGCGCUGCAGCCCAGCCCCGGGACACUCGGGGUCUUCAGCCUCCUGCUGCCGUUGGCUGCUGGCGAGACACUCUGCGUGGACCUGGUGUCAGGGCGCCUGGCCCACGCGCCUGACGAGCCCCUCACCGUCUUCAGUGGGGCCCUGCUGUACGACACCGAGGAGCCCUAGAGCCGCUGGACCCUCGGACCAGCCCCCUGGCAUGGGGCUGCCAGCCAGCCGGGGGCACAGCCAGGCCGGGGGGUCCCCACACCCCGGCGGGAUCCCCCCACCCGUCCUGUUAUUUAUCAGCACCCCCCCAACCCCUCAAUCCCCUGCCACCACAUGCCCUCACCCCACAUCACUGCCCCCUAGACCCCCACACCACCCCACCACCCCCGGCCCCCCCACUGCCCCCCACAAAAUAA
This is a messenger RNA of Falco peregrinus (peregrine falcon), 3317 nucleotides long. It is a transcript of the gene EMILIN1, whose product is annotated as elastin microfibril interfacer 1. NCBI's taxonomy places the organism in Eukaryota, Metazoa, Chordata, Aves, Falconiformes, Falconidae. The record is from RefSeq and is a predicted model, not a curated record. Gene Ontology annotation, molecular function: protein binding; extracellular matrix constituent conferring elasticity.